Molecule: messenger RNA, 624 nt
Organism: Cydia strobilella
Lineage: Eukaryota; Metazoa; Arthropoda; Insecta; Lepidoptera; Tortricidae
Exons: 2
Coding region: 1-624 (207 amino acids)
Molecular function (GO): DNA binding
Source: RefSeq, a predicted model, not a curated record
AUGGACGUAGUCAAGAUUAUCGACCUGGUUCAGGAGUACAAGUGUCUGUGGGACCAAAGAGAUGCGAGAUAUCACGCGCGUGACCAUCAGAGGAACGCUUGGCGGGAAAUAUCAGAUGAAAUGAAAAUACCUGUUGACGAGUUGAAGAAAAGGUGGAAAGUGCUUCGGGACACGUUUGCUAAAGAACUGAAAAAGGCAAUUCAACAAUCUGGCCAAGCUUCGGACACGGAACUUUCCUCAAAAUGGCCUCAUUUCAAACGUCUGUUUUUCCUUCAAGGUAUAAGAUCCUGCAAAGAUAGCGUAGCAGAUGUAAGUGAGGUUUCUGUUGAAAAUAACCUAGAUGAAGAAGCAAGCAAUAACACAGACCCACAGUCACCACACAGCGAAAAGAAAUUUAAAUCCACGUUCAAACGGAGAAGAAUUUCAACGGAAGAAAAAAAACGGAUUGAAGAAAACUUUCCUCCAAAUGAUCAUGAUGCUCAGUUUUUAAUGAGUCUGUGGCCAUUUUUAAAAGAUGUGCCUAAAAAUCGCAAGUUGAUGGUUCGGAGUAAAUUACAGCAGGUUCUUAUAGAUGAACAAAAUGAAGUUGCACCGGCUGUUAAGUUGGAAUAUUAUAGCGAUUAA